UGAAUUUUGUUUAUUUAAAUUAUUGUUUAACACAAAUUAAAACCCAACUGUAAAUUAUUUUAAUUAAUGUAUUUAACGUACGUUCAGUACACACCAAAAUUUAAACAUGUUUUAUAGAACUUAGUAGUCCAAAACACAUAAUUUUUAUUCUUUGAAUAAAAUGGGUAAAACUAGUAAAGUAGUCAUAUGUGGCAUGAAAGGAGUCGGUAAAACUGCAGUAUUAGAGCAAUUAAUAUACGGAAAUGUGAAUUUGAAGUCAUCUUUUUAUCCAACAAUAGAGGAUAUCUAUGUGGCAAAUAUUGAGACAGAUAGAGGUACGAAAGAACGUGUGUGUUUCUAUGAUACAGCAGGACUUGAGCCACCGCUUACAGGCGAGUUUAAAGGUCCACCACAGUCGCCAACAAUGCAGCUGACAGCCAAUCAAGUACUCCAGAGGCACUACCUGGGCUUUGCUGAAGGUUUUGUAAUGGUAUAUGAUACAACAAAACCUGAGUCUCUCGAUGUACUCAUGUACCUGAAAAAGGAUAUAGACAGGAAUAAAGAUAAGAAAGAGGUAGUAAUGCUCGUAAUCGGUAACCGCACUGGUCCAGAUGACAUCAACAGUCUCGAGAACACCUGCUCAAAAGCGUCCAACUGGUGCGCCAGAGAGAAAGUCCGACAUUUCGAAGUAUCAGCAAUGGACCGUCCCUCACUAUACGAGCCUUUCAUCUUUAUGACAUCGAAGUUGAAUCCAGUGCAGAAUAAAACAGCAUUCCCGCAGCUAAGUACAUUAAGCAAGCUCACUCAAAAAAAUAAUAGGAGUGAUGCUAUGUAACAGUAUAUUUUCAAUCUAUGCCCUUUCUGCUAUCAGCCGUGAAGGUUGACAGCUCUUCUACGGUUUAGAACUGUUGGAUUUAGUUUCAACGACAGUAUACAACUCGUGCUGGCCCGUUCAAGUAUUCCGU
Molecule: messenger RNA, 944 nt
Organism: Achroia grisella
Lineage: Eukaryota; Metazoa; Arthropoda; Insecta; Lepidoptera; Pyralidae
Gene: kappaB-Ras
Product: NF-kappa-B inhibitor-interacting Ras-like protein
Exons: 3
Coding region: 161-814 (217 amino acids)
Biological process (GO): canonical NF-kappaB signal transduction
Molecular function (GO): GTPase activity; GTP binding
Source: RefSeq, a predicted model, not a curated record